This is a messenger RNA of Nanorana parkeri, 1076 nucleotides long. RefSeq names its product refilin B (gene RFLNB). The record is from RefSeq and is a predicted model, not a curated record. Gene Ontology annotation, biological process: actin filament bundle organization; negative regulation of bone mineralization involved in bone maturation; negative regulation of chondrocyte development. Gene Ontology annotation, cellular component: actin filament bundle. Bases 26 to 652 code for a protein of 208 amino acids. Lineage: Eukaryota; Metazoa; Chordata; Amphibia; Anura; Dicroglossidae. Gene Ontology annotation, molecular function: filamin binding. The transcript has 3 exons.
AGCCUGCAGCCUCAUCAGGGCAGCAAUGGUUGGCCGGCUAGCCUUGCAGGAUGUCCCUGAGCUGCUGGACAUGAAGAAGAAAGGGGACAGGGUGCUGGACAGUCCAGAUUCGGGACUUCCCCCAAGUCCUUGCCCCAGCAACUGGCUGUUGAGCCCAGCAGCAGCAGUGGAGAAGUCCUCUGACCUGGAGGUCUCCGGGCAGACAGUGCUGGUGAGUACUUCACCCGCCUUAAGUUUGUCCAGCAGUUACACCCCAAGGCUUUGUCCUUUGUCAUUUGGUGAAGGUGUGGAAUUUGAUCCAUUGCCACCCAAGGAGAUAAGGUAUACCUCUUCAGUGAAAUAUGACUCUGAGAAGCACUUCAUUGAUAACAUCUACAUGCCGGUGGGCCUGGGUGUCUCCUCGUGCAGUCAAACAGUCAUCUGCAUUCCCAACUGUACAUGGCGCAGUUACAGAGCCGAAGUUCACUUUCAGCCCAGGAACAAGCCGCAGAGAUACAUGAGCACCACCAUAGUUUAUCCAAAGCACACAAAAACAGUCUACACUACCACCCUGGAUUACAACUGCAAGAAAUGCAUGAGGCGCUUUCUGUCCAGUGUGGAGCUGGAGGCGGCUGAACAUGUGGGGAACGAGUGCUUUGUGGAUGAAUACUGAAUGCUUAUGUGUCUACCUCCAUACUGUCCAAGACUAUAAAUAUGGAGCACUUUGAGCAACAUAAUAUUAAAUGACACAUUGCAAAAGCAAGCUUUCAGUAAGAAAAUGGAAAGCUGCAAGAUAUGAGAUUCAUUGUAGGCAAUAUGUUUCAUCAGUAAACUGGUAGUGACACUUUUUUUAACCUAUAGAAGAUGGCUCAAAAAUCAUGUGCAUUGGACAGCAAUGUGACUCCAAAUAACAGAUUAUACUCCAGUCUUACAAAAAACCUACGGGUAUCAUAGAGAGCACUAAAAUACUUCCUUGUAUUGUAUAUUGGAGUCUAGACAAGAAGCUAUUAUAAUCUAUGUCUUCCUUAUAAAGCAAUCAUUGCAUUAUUUUACCCUAUGCAAUAACAGAAUCAGAGUUUGUACAACUGGAGGUCCUU